Molecule: messenger RNA, 676 nt
Organism: Pseudomyrmex gracilis
Lineage: Eukaryota; Metazoa; Arthropoda; Insecta; Hymenoptera; Formicidae
Product: tctex1 domain-containing protein 1-like
Exons: 4
Coding region: 147-596 (149 amino acids)
Biological process (GO): microtubule-based movement
Cellular component (GO): cytoplasmic dynein complex; cytoplasm
Molecular function (GO): dynein intermediate chain binding
Source: RefSeq, a predicted model, not a curated record
UGCAGCAAUUUCAAGAGACUUAAUGUUAAAAGCUAAAUAGAAUUUAAAAAAGUCAUGUUGAUUGAUAUUUAUAUUUAAUGAUUUUUACAGCAAAUUUGUAAAAGUUUUUUUUAAUAUCUUUUACACAUUUGUGUAAAAACACAAACAUGAGCUUCAAACAAACUUUGCAACCGCCUGGUGAGCGAGCAUUGAAAGCAUGGUCUCUAAUCAGGAAAGCCAUUAAAUUGAAAAUAAAAAUUCCAAAAUAUCAAAAUACUUACCGACUUGAGUCUUUUAAUCCUUUUCAAUGCGAGGUUGUCGACAAAAUCUUGAGGGAAGUAAUGCAAAAUUAUUUAAGUGGUUUGAAAUAUCAUCCUCAAGUUUGUUUAAAUACUUGUCAGAAGAUAUCGAAUGAAGUACGCGAUAAAAUUUGCAGGAAGAAUUAUGAUCGAUACAAGAUUGUAGUUAUCAUUUCGAUUGUUCAGAAGUUAGGCCAAAAUGUUCAGAUCAAUUUUGGCAAAUUAUGGGACAUUCACAGAGACACGUACUCAACCCAUGUGAUCGAGACUCAAGACUUAGCCGCGAUGGGCCUGGUCGUAGGAAUUUAUUACGAAUAAAAACGUUUUGAGAAGAUCGAAAAUUUUGCGAAUACCGAAAUUUCUACGACACUCUAAUGUUUUGAAGUUAAAUAAAAAUA